Messenger RNA from Venustampulla echinocandica, 3861 nucleotides. RefSeq lists its product as uncharacterized. The transcript has a single exon. The coding region runs from base 1 to 3861 and encodes 1286 amino acids. The record is from RefSeq and is a predicted model, not a curated record. Lineage: Eukaryota; Fungi; Ascomycota; Leotiomycetes; Helotiales; Pleuroascaceae.
AUGACCUCCAAUCCACCUACACCAGGCGUCAUUCGAAGCAAAGAUAAAGAUGCGUCAAGCAAUUCUCCCCCGGGCCACCGCACAACUGCAAGCGCAUCAUCUAGCUCCAACCCAAGAUACAGCCUUAGCAGCGGCCAGACCGGCGAAUCGAGCACGUCGGCCACAAAUCGAAAUAGCCUCGCAAGAGAUGGCGUCGCCAACGGCCCGGGAGAAAGAGAGUCGAAGAAUGGAGGGCUGGAAGACGAUAAACUAUCCAAGGAUAGUAAAAGAAGUCACAGAAGCCGUAGGAGCAGGACCAGCGGCGGCUUCCUCCUCUCAAAUUCGUUUUUUGAGCCGCCUUCGCACGGGGCGAUGUCUGAAGCUUCUGCCCCAGAGCAACUUCCAUAUCAACGGCCAUCGGCUCAUGAUCCCAAGGGAAAAUCAGCCUUGAGGAGCCCCGAGAAACUACAUACGGAACGGCGGUCGAAUGUUGGAGCGGGAGGACUAGAAAGUAGUCCGUUGGCUGCCAAUGCGACGGUUGCGCUCACAGGGCGAAAUCUCGCUGGAGAAAUUAGACAACAAAAGGGAGAAGUUGUGGAUGAUGGGUCCGGGGCAAAACCUACGGCUCCUACGCUGGACGUCGAUUCUGCACAGAUUGUAAACCUUGCCUUAAAUCUGAGCGAGAGUCGACAUAACGCUAGACGAAACAUCUCAACUCCUUUACUACCCAUCGCACAAGGACUUGGGGAAGGAUUUGCGGGAGGUAGCCUUCGCCAGCAUUUACAGCAGCAAAGGCGGAUAUCUAGAAAUAUAUCGCCGAGGUCAGAUCGAGGCGGCCGGGCAAUGACACCAUCACCAAGAAUUACACCCAGCGUCCAAAUUUACAAUCCUUUACAAGGAGCGUUUGAUACGCAGCCAGAUGGAAGUUACCAGUAUCAUUUUUCCCCGUCCACUUUAGCUCGCGCAGCGAAGGCCAAGAACGUCAUCGAACUCAUGGCCGAAUAUCGUCGUCUUUUACAAUACGUGCCACCUUUGAAGCCUCAAUUAGAGCGAGUUACAUCAAACGAUAGGGGACCCAUCCCUUCAUCCCCGACCUCCGCACCUAUCUCGCGGGCAGUGUCGGUGUCUUCCCAUGCUCCCCGGCCAUUAGGAAGAUUAUAUAAUCCUCUCCAGUAUAUCAGAAAUCGGAAAGUUCGUGCCCGAAAUGCGAAAGCUAUCGACGGGGAAUCGCAGGGUUUUGGAGAUCUUUCAAAGGUUUCAUCUUGGAUUGAUCAAGUGGCAACAGAAGCAUCCUCCGAAGACUCACAUUUAGCUGAUUGUCUGUUCAUGCCUUCGUUCUCAAAAGCUGCAGAUGCUGCUGCCUCGCCCCAUACCUCGCCUCAAUCUGGUUCUGGUAAAGGUCAGGCAGCUCCACCGAAAGUCAAACGACCUAGAAUAGAUUGGGUCACAAGUCCGGCGGAUAUGAUUGCGGAUGUCUUCUGGCUGGAACAGGAUGACAAUAAAAAGAUGAUCGAGAACCGACAUGGAAGAAAAAUAUUUCCUCCAGCGGCUGAGCUUAAGCGGCCCAUGUCCCGAAAAAGUGAGGAGCCAGAACCUCAACUAUCUCCCAAUCGAGCCGUGCCAGAGGAUUCAGCAUUGGACCUUCGCCUAGACACAAAGCUUCCUGAAUUCAAAUCCAUCAAGGGAGAUUUAGAUAAGCAUCCAGAUAGCGCUGGUUCUAGAGCACGCCAAAAGCUACGACAUGUGCGCAAUGCCACACGUAUACAUCACAACUAUAAUGGGUCAAUACAUGAUAGGUCCCAUUUAUUUCGCUCCCGCAGCAGAUCCCAUUCAGAUUCCUCGGACAGCGGUUCACAGCGCCGAUCAGCAAGGCGACGAAGUGGAACAGUAGAUAGUAAUGAUCGUGCCACAGACAUUCUGGAGAAGCAGAUGAUGCAAAUGCUCCAGAAGGAGGCACAGGACAGUGAUCGGAAGUCAUCGCACGACUUUCCUGGCGACCUAAUAAACCGGUCGGCUGAACCAUUGAAGCCCUUGCCUGAGCCAUACUCACCUUCUGAGGCUGUUAAAGAUGGAUCCAACUACGGAAGGACUAGGCCUGUUAUGAAUCAAACAAAAACAGAUGCGGCCAAAAAUGGUUCAUCGGGCAGGGCGAGUCUCGAAGUUCCUGCUAGUAGCCCAAGGCGUUCCUUGGAGGAGCUCGACAGCACUGCCCCCAACUCUCCUGAGGUGAGGGCUUCUAAAUUGUCCAACGCAUUUGUUCCAAGUCUUGCUAUGAACUUUUCGCCUCCACGAAGCCGGAAUACAUCGCAAACGCGAAACCCAUUGUCGAAAGUCAAGUCAAAGAUCCUACCUUUCCGUGAUCAUAGUCUAGAGCGAAGUCGCAGCCGGGUACAUAUGGAAGAAUCCCAAGUUCAGGUACAACCGCUGAGCUCCAAGGAACUGAUACCAGGCAGCCCUGAUACCCCGGAAAGGCGAAGACGAUCCAUGAGUCCCACCAAGCAUAUUCCAUCUGGGAAGGCUGAUGAGGAUUCGACGCCCCUCAAACAGACCUCGAGUUUACGGAAAAAUAAAGGCGAAGACUCAGGCAUUCGAGGUCUGUUCAAAAAUAGCCGUAACCCUGUUGCAAGAGUUGGUGAGUUAUUCUGGAAGGCCUCAAAGGAGCCCUCUCCAGAACACGGCGUAUCUUCAAACUUUUCCACAGACGAGUCCGAUAUCGAGGAUUUUAAAGUGUCGCAAGCUCUACCAGCUAAAAUUCAAUCUCAUGAAGGCCCUACCGGAGUGGGUAUUCAGGAUGCCGGAGGCUUGCCAUCGCGAAAGGAAACGCCUUCUUAUAUCAAUGAUAUGCCAGUGUUCGCUUCCCCCUUCGAGCGCCGUGGAAGGUCCGUUCGAGCACGAGGGGAGGACGUGAAGUCGAACCAACAGAUUGGAGCAAUAGGCAAACGAAUAAGCCAGCUUCACAUUCCAGAACCUACACCAAGGAUAGAUGUCCAAACCGCUUCCCCAACAACGUCACCGGAUCAUGGCCCCGUGGCCCCGUUCCACCGCGAUUCUUCCAUUUCAGAUCUGGAUUCUCGUCGUGGCAGUUUCAUGCCUGGGGUUGAAAGCGCGGAUGCGCGUCUCAAUGCAAUCCUCGGUUUACCAGGAAAGCAUAGCAACACCUUACCUGUGACGGGCCUUGCCAACCUCGACGUAGGCCAUGAUCAAAGCCCAUCGCAAAAUCGCAAACGCGAAUGGAGUAUUUCAGAUAGAGGCAUUUCGAUACAUCGUGGCCCAAUGACCAAACGGGAAAUAGCUCGCGUGGAGGCACUCCUCCUCAGUUCUGGCAUCAAAGCCAAAGAAAUCUCUCGUCGAGCCACGGAACUAAAGGACCUCCGUGACGCUGACGAGACCUAUUAUUCUGAAAUUGCUGAACUAGCUCAGGAUGAUAUCAUCCCUGUUCCAAAAUGCAAACAACAUAUCCUCGCUGCCCGUAUCCUCUCAAGCGAUAUGCAACUUUCCUCGCGCAUGUGGCAAGAAUCUGCAGACGCCUUCGCCAAUACCACUAUCACCGGCGUCCUCAGAGAUAUCGAAAACCUCCAAACUCGAUUAUCGGAUGAUCUUACCCCCAUGACUCGCAAGGCUGCUGAUGAAGCGGACGAGGUCAGCAAAGACCUCGUAACCAGCCAAACGCUCACGGUUAAGAAAAUUACGGAUAAGAUUAACACUAUGAUGAGGAGACGGAGGAGGAGGUUCAGGUGGUUGAGACGUGGAGGGUGGGUUUUAUUGGAGUGGGCGCUUGUGGGUGUCAUGUGGUACGUAUGGUUUGUCGUGGUCCUUGCUAGGGUUUUUAUGGGCGUGGGAAAGGGGGUUGUGGGUAGUUUGCGGUGGUUGUUUUGGUUGUGA